ACCAUGUUAUCAGCAUGUAAAGAAUUUAUUAAAAAUGUUACAAUUAGUAAUUUAAAUUUCAAAUUAAAUGUAUGUUACGUAGUAGUUAGACCAUUGGAAUAAUAUAACCAGUAAAAAGAAAAGUUUCAAUGUUGUCCUACAAAACAAUGCCAUUGUCUGAUGGUAUAGAUGGCUAUGAAAAGUUGGAGCUUUUGGGUAAAGGUGGUUUUGCAUGUGUUUAUCGUGCUCAAUGUCUCCGUACUGGUUGUCAAGUGGCAAUCAAAGAGAUUGACAUUUGGACGAUGAAAAAACAGAAUAUGAUUGACCGUGUACGCCAAGAAGUAAAAAUACAUAGUCAACUGAAACAUCCAUCCAUACUAGAGUUGUAUACUUUUUUUGAAGAUAGUAGACAUGUUUAUUUAGUCUUAGAACUCUGUCAUAAUGGUGAGUUACUUCAAUAUUUAAAACGCAGUGGGAACAAAUUAUCAGAAAUUGAAGCCAGAUAUAUUAUAAGACAAGUGGUUGAAGGUCUUUUAUAUUUACAUAAACAUAAUAUUGUACACCGAGAUAUGACAUUGACAAACUUACUGUUAACAAAAGAUAUGCGUAUAAAAAUCGCUGAUUUUGGUCUCGCAACUCAGCUAAAUUCUAGAGAUGAAAAACACAUGACAAUGUGUGGAACCCCAAAUUAUAUAUCACCAGAAGUUGCAACUCGAAGCUCACAUGGCUUAGAGACAGAUCUAUGGGGAUUGGGAUGCUUAUUAUACACAUUGCUUGUGGGGCAUCCUCCAUUUGAUACUGAUGCUAUAAAAAGCACUCUUACAAAAGUGGUUAUGAGUGAUUUUUCUUUGCCAAAUUAUUUAUCAAAUAAAGCAAAAGAUUUAAUAAAUUGUUUAUUAAGAAAAAAUCCAAGAGAUCGAAUAGAUUUACAUAGUGUAUUAAAUCACGAUUUUAUGCAAGAAAAAAUUAUUUGUGAUGGACCAUCUAUAUGGUUUCAUCAAUCACACUUUACAGAAGACAGUGGUUUUAAUACUAUUUCAUUUAAUAAAGAAAAAUGCAGUUCAACCGGAUUACACUACAUACGUUCUACCCAUAGUCCUAGUAUUGAAGUUACUCAUCAACCUAGUUCUAAUUUAAAUUUAUUACAAAGGGGUCGAGAUAAUUAUUUAAAUACAGAAAUCAAACAACAAGAAUGUUGUACAUCCAACAUUAUUAGUAGUUUUCAUAAACACAGUAGUAAUUUUCAAAACUUGUAUCAUACAACUCCAUCUCAGUAUUCUGGAAAUAAACAAUUUACAGUUUUUGAUGAUCAAUUUCUACAGUCAUUCAAAACUUAUCCAGAAAUAAGUUCAACUAAUAGCAUGGCUAAUCGUUUAACUACAACUCGCUUACAAAAACAUAGACAUAAGACUAAGAAUAAAGUUUUGAGUAUUUUAAGCAAUGGGGAUGUUUGUGUGGAGUUUAUUAAAAUGAAAUCUAAAUCUAAAGAAGAGAGAGUUGUAGAAGUUAUUCGAAUUUCAUCAGAUGGUCAACAUAUGGUUAUAUAUAAACCAAAUAAAGAAAGAGGAAUAGCAUUGCAUGAAGAACCUCCACCUAUACCAGAAAAAGGAGCAGAUGAAGUAUACAGUUAUGAAUCACUUCCUCAACAUCAUUGGAAAAAAUAUGCAUACGCAGCCCAAUUUGUAAAAUUGAUUGCUUCAAAGACAGCUAAAGUAGUUUUUUAUAGUGAUAAAGCCAAAUGUCUUCUUAUGGAAGAUGGUAAAGCAUUUGAAGCACAUUUUUAUAAUGGAUCUUUGGUUUCAAGUAUUGGAAAUGGAGACAUAAAAAUUAUUGUAAAUGGGAAAGCAAAAACUUUUAGUCGACCAGAUUGUUUAGAUGAAGCAGAUAAAAUAAUUUAUAAUCAAUUUAAAAAAUACUUCGAGCAUUGUUGUUUAGUUGAAAAAACAUUAUCAACUCUAGAUACAAGUGCUAAUAGUGGAGUUACAGUAUUUCCUGUUACAUUAGGAAGAAGACCUGUUAUAAAAGAUGAAUCUGAUAUAUUAAAAAAUUGUAAAAUUAAAAGUUCAUUUUUAAUUAAAUCUGGUGAAAUUUGUAUAACUUAUGCUGAUGGAUCACAAGUAAAGCUGGACACAACAACUGGUAAAGUAAAAUGUGAAACUACUCAAGGAGUAGUUAUGGUCUAUGAUCAAAAGGAUAGACAUUUACUACCUGAAUGGGCUAAAAGUUGUUUAAAAGAAAUUCCACAUUUACUUAAGCCUAAUGAACGUACAACAGAAAAUUGGAAAUGGCCAAAUAGAUGAUUAUGACGUUAAUUUUAUAUUACUAUUUCUAAUUUUGUAUUAAAAAUAAUUAUUAUUCAAUGGACGAAUUAUUUAGUAAAGACCAGUCUUCUGUUUUCUUAAUUAGGUAAUUUAUUAUCUAGCUUAAAUAGUCUAUGUUAGACGGUAGUGUAAUAUUUGUUACUUUAUUAAUAAU
Sipha flava (yellow sugarcane aphid) is the source of this 2454-nucleotide messenger RNA. RefSeq names its product serine/threonine-protein kinase PLK4 (gene SAK). Bases 129 to 2279 code for a protein of 716 amino acids. Gene Ontology annotation, molecular function: ATP binding; protein kinase activity. Gene Ontology annotation, biological process: protein phosphorylation. The transcript is spliced from 2 exons. NCBI's taxonomy places the organism in Eukaryota, Metazoa, Arthropoda, Insecta, Hemiptera, Aphididae. The record is from RefSeq and is a predicted model, not a curated record.